Molecule: messenger RNA, 656 nt
Organism: Mercenaria mercenaria
Lineage: Eukaryota; Metazoa; Mollusca; Bivalvia; Venerida; Veneridae
Exons: 4
Coding region: 78-656 (192 amino acids)
Source: RefSeq, a predicted model, not a curated record
UUGGCAGUUAUGAUAAAAAAAAACAGAUUUAUGUGCCAAAGGAAACUUCGCAGUGGGAACAUUUAAAAAACAAAAACAUGAAGGAGUCAGUACAGCUGGAAAAUAUGAAUUAUAUAGACAUAAUGUCAAAACUGAAUAGAGAUAAGGUUUUCUUUAAUGAUAGAACGUUGGUAUUUAUCGUGCAGAAGUAUUAUGUACAACCUCCGUGUAAACUACCGUACAACCUUUCUCAUCCAAAAAUACGGAAUCCGUCGCCCGGGCAAACACAGUUUAUAGACGAAUAUUUAAAUCAUAAACAAAAUGGAUUUUGUGUUGACUGUGGAGCUUUCGAUGGAGAACAUUUAUCGAACAGUUUGUUCCUUGAACGGUAUCGCAACUGGACUGGCAUUAUUAUUGAACCUAACCCUACAACAUACGGUUUGCUGCGACAGAAACACAGAAAAGCAUAUUCUCUCAAUGCUUGUCUUUCAUUAAAUAAAUAUCCUUCACUUGAGAGGAGUGGGAUAGAAGGGGGAGAGGGGGCUAAGGGUGGGAGUUGGGUGAGUGGGGGACGGGGGGUGGGGGCGUGGACGUUGGAGGGUGGGGACAAGGUGUUUGUUAUAAUAGAUGUAGCGCUUGAGUUUUUACGGAGAAAUAUCAUUGCCGAAAUCGACUGA